Molecule: messenger RNA, 8417 nt
Organism: Manacus vitellinus (golden-collared manakin)
Lineage: Eukaryota; Metazoa; Chordata; Aves; Passeriformes; Pipridae
Gene: ANK1
Product: ankyrin 1
Exons: 44
Coding region: 300-6149 (1949 amino acids)
Biological process (GO): signal transduction
Molecular function (GO): protein binding
Source: RefSeq, a predicted model, not a curated record
CAGGAUGUGCCAGCGCAGUCAGGGGCUGCUGCAAUGGUGCGUGGGACCUCGCAAACAGCUGGAUUUGGGAUUGUUAAUGCUUUAUAAAGGUGUCCCAGACUCCAUCUAGCAACUAGCUGGAGACAUUGGCUGCCCUUUGGGGCUUGCUGACUGCUUUUGAUUUUCCUCUCCUUCCUGGUUUCACACUCAUCUGGGUCGGCGGCGUUUGCGCCAGGGGAAGGGACUUCCCUGGCCAGGAGGAUUUUGCUGCGUGGAAAGUGCAGGUGUGAGCUCUGGAGGGGACUGCAGUCUGACCAGCCAUGGCUCAAGCAGCUAAGCAGCUGAAGAAAAUCAAAGACAUCGAGGCUCAGGCUCUGCAGGAGCAGAAGGAGAAGGAGGAAUCCAACCGCAAGCGCAGGAACCGCUCCCGGGACCGGAAGAAAAAGGCCGAUGCUGCAACCAGUUUCUUGAGAGCUGCAAGAUCCGGGAAUCUGGACAAAGCCUUGGAUCACCUCAGGAAUGGGGUAGAUAUUAACACCUGUAACCAGAACGGGCUCAAUGCCUUGCACUUGGCCUCCAAGGAGGGCCACGUGAAAAUGGUGGUGGAGCUGCUGCACAAGGAGAUUGUUUUGGAGACAACGACCAAGAAGGGGAACACAGCCCUGCACAUCGCUGCCUUGGCUGGACAACAGGACGUGGUCCGGGAGCUGGUGAACUAUGGGGCCAACGUCAACGCACAGUCACAGAAAGGCUUCACACCUCUCUACAUGGCAGCGCAGGAGAACCACCUGGAAGUUGUGAAGUUCUUGCUGGAAAACGGAGCCAACCAGAAUGUAGCCACAGAGGACGGCUUCACGCCACUGGCUGUGGCUCUGCAGCAAGGCCACGAGAACGUGGUCGCUCACCUCAUUAACUACGGGACGAAGGGGAAGGUCCGCCUGCCCGCCCUGCACAUCGCAGCCCGCAACGACGACACCCGCACGGCGGCUGUGCUGCUGCAGAACGACCCCAACGCCGACGUGCUCUCCAAGACUGGAUUCACCCCCUUGCACAUUGCAGCCCACUACGAGAACCUGAGCGUGGCCCAGUUACUGCUGAACCGCGGAGCCAGCGUCAACUUCACCCCCCAGAACGGGAUCACUCCCCUGCACAUUGCCUCCCGCCGGGGCAACAUCAUCAUGGUGCGGCUGCUGCUGGACCGCGGGGCCCAGAUCGAGACGAGGACCAAGGAUGAGCUGACCCCUCUGCACUGUGCAGCACGCAACGGGCACGUGAGAAUUGCAGAGAUCCUCCUGGACCACGGGGCUCCCAUUCAAGCCAAAACUAAGAACGGGCUGUCCCCGAUGCACAUGGCAGCGCAGGGCGACCACCUGGACUGCGUGCGGCUGCUGCUGCAGUACAGCGCCGACAUCGACGACAUCACCCUCGACCACCUGACGCCGCUGCACGUGGCUGCCCACUGCGGCCACCACCGCGUGGCCAAGCUGCUGGUGGAGAAGGGGGCCAAGCCCAACUCCAGAGCCCUGAAUGGCUUCACGCCCCUCCACAUCGCCUGCAAGAAGAACCACAUCCGUGUGAUGGAGCUGCUGCUGAAGACGGGCGCCUCCAUUGAUGCUGUCACAGAGUCUGGCCUGACCCCCCUGCAUGUGGCUGCCUUCAUGGGGCACCUGCCCAUUGUCAAGACCCUGCUGCAGCGUGGAGCCUCUCCUAACGUGUCCAACGUGAAAGUGGAGACACCCCUACACAUGGCAGCCAGAGCUGGGCACACGGAUGUGGCAAAGUACCUGCUGCAGAACAAAGCCAAGGCCAAUGCCAAGGCCAAGGACGACCAGACCCCCCUGCACUGUGCUGCCCGCAUCGGCCACACCGGCAUGGUCAGACUGCUGCUGGACAACAAUGCCAACCCCAACCUGGCCACCACGGCAGGGCACACGCCCCUGCACAUCACUGCCAGGGAGGGGCACAUGGACACGGCCCUGGCCCUGCUGGAGAAGGGGGCCUUGCAGACCUGCAUGACCAAGAAAGGAUUUACCCCUCUCCACGUUGCAGCCAAGUAUGGGAAGGUGGAUGUGGCAGAAUUGCUGCUGGCACACGAUGCUCACCCCAAUGCAGCAGGGAAGAAUGGCCUGACCCCGCUGCAUGUGGCUGUGCACCACAACAACCUGGAGAUUGUCAAACUGCUGCUUCCCAAGGGGAGCUCCCCACACAACUCAGCCUGGAACGGGUACACCCCCCUGCACAUCGCUGCCAAGCAGAACCAGCUGGAGGUGGCCAGCAGCCUGCUGCAGUACGGGGCCUCUGCGAACGCCGAGUCCGUGCAGGGAGUCACCCCCCUGCACCUGGCAGCCCAGGAGGGGCACGCAGACAUGGUGGCCCUGCUUUUCUCCAAGCAAGCCAAUGGCGACCUCGGCAACAAGAGUGGCCUGACUCCUCUCCAUCUCGUGGCCCAAGAGGGGCAUGUGCUGGUCGCUGAUGUUCUGGUGAAACAUGGAGUGACAGUGGAUGCAACAACCAGGAUGGGCUACACCCCACUGCAUGUGGCCAGCCACUAUGGAAACAUCAAGCUGGUGAAGUUUUUGCUGCAACACCAAGCUGAUGUCAAUGCCAAGACUAAGCUGGGCUACACCCCCCUGCACCAGGCGGCACAGCAGGGCCACACGGACGUGGUGACGCUGCUGCUGAAGCACGGAGCCUCUCCCAACGAGAUCAGCACGAACGGCACCACUCCCCUGGCCAUCGCCAAGCGCCUCGGCUACAUUUCCGUCACGGACGUGCUCAAGAUCGUCACAGAGGAGACUGACAUCCCGCCAGUUGGCGACAAGCACCGCAUGAGCUUCCCGGAGACUGUGGAUGAGAUUCUGGACGUAUCAGAGGAUGAAGGCACUGCUCAUGUCACAGUAAUGGAGGAGGAGCUGAUGGCACCAAAACCCAGGACAGCUGAUCUCAGGGACCAGGAAGGCAAGAAGGAGAUACUGGAGUUCAUGACCACGACGACACUGGAGCAAACGGUGGAGUCUCCAGCUGUCCUUCAGGUCCCCUGUGUCCCACCUGAGACUGUGGUGACCAGAGCAGAGGAGACUGAGCAGGUAGGACCUGUGGAGACAGAAGCUGAGCAAGUCAGCCUGCUGCAUGCACCCUCGGUCCCUGCCACUGAGACCUCGACAACAUCAAGCCCUGUGGCAGCCCCGUGCACACAAGGGUUCCUGGUGAGCUUCAUGGUGGACGCCCGUGGUGGGUCCAUGCGGGGCAGCCGCCACCACGGCCUGCGCGUGGUCAUCCCGCCCCGCGCCUGCGCCGCGCCCACCCGCAUCACCUGCCGCCUGGUGAAGCCCCAGAAGCUGCCUGCACCCCCGCCACUGGCCGAGGAGGAGGGCCUGGCCAGCAGGAUCAUCGCCCUGGGGCCUGCUGGUGCCCAGUUUCUCAGCCCCGUCAUUGUGGAGAUCCCACACUUUGCCUCGUACGGGCGCGGGGACCGUGAGCUGGUGGUGCUGCGCAGCGAGAACGGCUCCGUGUGGAAGGAGCACCGCAACCGCUACGAGGAGAGCUACAUGGACCAGCUGCUCAACGGCAUGGACGAGGAGCUGGAGAGCCAGGAGGAGCUGGAUAAGAAGAGGGUCUGCCGCAUCAUCACCACUGACUUCCCUCUCUACUUUGUGGUCAUGUCCCGGAUUUGCCAGGACUGCGAUAUGAUCGGCCCUGAGGGAGGGUGUUUGAAAAGCACGCUGGUGCCCAUGGUACAGGCCACCUUCCCAGACACUGCUGUCACCAAGAGAGUGAGACUGGCCCUGCAGGCACAGCCUGUGCCUGACGAGUUGGUGACCAAGCUGCUGGGGAACCAAGCGACCUUCAGCCCCAUUGUCACGGUGGAGCCACGACGGAGGAAAUUCCACCGCCCCAUUGGGCUCCGCAUCCCGCUGCCACCGUCCUGGAAGGACAAUCCGAGGGACAGCGGUGAGGGUGACACCACCAGCCUGCGCCUGCUCUGCAGCGUCAUCGGAGGGACAGCCCAAGCCCAGUGGGAAGACAUAACAGGCACCACGAAGCUGGUCUAUGAAAAUGAGUGUGCUAACUUUACCACCAAUGUGUCUGCCAGGUUCUGGCUGGCUGACUGCCCACGCACGGCCGAGGCCGUGCACUUUGCCACCAUGCUGUACAAGGAGCUGACAGCCGUGCCCUACAUGGCCAAAUUCGUGGUGUUUGCCAAGAUGAACGAUGCACGGGAAGGCCGCCUGCGCUGCUACUGCAUGACUGAUGACAAGGUUGACAAGACCUUAGAGCAGCACGAGAACUUCACCGAGGUGGCCCGCAGCAGGGACAUUGAGGUGGUAGAGGGGAUGCCUUUGCACGUCGAACUCUCAGGGAACCUGGUGCCUGUCAAGAAGGCCACCCAGCCCCGCACCUUCCUCUUCCAGUCCUUCCGGGAGAAUCGUCUUGCCAUCCCCAUCAAGGUCCGGGACAGCAGCCGGGAAGCCAGCGGCUCCCUGUCCUUCCUGCGCAAAGCCAUGAAAUAUGAGGACCUCCAGCAUGUGCUCUGCCACCUGAACAUCAGCAUACCACCCUGCACCAAGGGCAGCGGCAGCGAGGAGCGGAGGAGGACCCUGACACCAUUGUCCCUGCGGGAGCGGUACAGCAUCCUCAGUGAGACCAGUUUUGGCUCUCUGAGCAGCACGGACAAGGCAGACCAGAAGAUGGUUGACAUAGCAGAACAGCUGGGCCUCAGCUGGGCUGAGCUGGCACGUGAGCUGCAGUUUGGAGUGGAAGACAUCAACAGGAUACGUGUGGAGAACCCCAACUCCCUUCUGGAGCAGAGCAUAGCCUUACUGAACCUCUGGGUCAGCCGAGAGGGCAAGAAUGUCAAGAUGGAGAACCUGUACACGGCGCUGAGGAACAUCGACCGCGGCGAGAUCGUCAGCGCGCUGGAGGGCUCCGGCCGGCAGAGCCGCAGCCUGAAGGGCGGCUGGCGCUGCACGGACAGAGAAUACUCCCUCUCACCAUCCCAGAUGAAUGGUUACGCUUCGCUGCAGGACGAGCUGCUGUCCCCCGCCUCCCUGCAUUACACUCUGCCGUCCCCGCUGCGGGCCGACCAGUACUGGAAUGAGGUGGCCAUCAUGGAUGCUAUCCCAAUGGCUGCCACUGAGCAGGACGCCCUGAUGGAGAUGUCCGACAUGCAGGUGUGGUCCUCGGGGCUCACCCCCUCGCUGGUGACGGCUGAGGACUCCUCUCUGGAGUGCAGCAAGGCUGAGGACUCGGACGCCACGAGCGAAGGCCGCUUCACGGGGCAGCUUCUAGCAGAUGUGCAUGGCCCAGACCACAUGGGCUCUAUGGACCUGGUUGAGGAUGACACAGUGGACUCAGAUGCCAUGAAUGGCCUGAUUGACCUUCUAGAGCAGGAGGAAGGGCAGAGGCCAGAGGGGAAGAUGCCAGCCGGUGAUCAUCAGCCAGGGACUGGGGAGCAGGACCCGGAGAGUGAAGUCUCUUUUGUUUCAGUUCAGCAGAAGGUGCAAGCCAGGAUCACGACAUCACCCACUAUUAGACAUGCUGUGGAGAAGAGUGCAGAGAGGCUGAGGGACUGGAAUGCAGAAGGCUCCUUUAUCUCCUGCCUACAGGACCUGACAGCGGGCUCCUGGCAGGAGGGGGUCACCCGAAGGCUGCUCCCAACGCACACCACGGCCUCCGAGGCACAGGGCCAGGAGCAAGAGCAGGUCCUGGUGCCAGCCGUGGAGCUGAUGCGGAUCAGCUCUGCAGAGGACAGCGACUGGCAGCCUCAGCACCCCACGGGCGGCUGGCAGGAGGAGGCCCACAGCCGCUUCUUUGGGCAGGGGAACGAAGUCCUUCAUCUCCCUGGAGAGCAGGUGACCGAGGAGCAGUUCACAGAUGAUCAAGGCAAUAUAGUCACCAAGAAGAUUAUCCGGAAGGUGGUGCGUCAGCUGGGCCCUGGUGACAUGGGUGACAGGCAGGAACAGGAGGAGCUGAUUCUGGAGGGCUCCCUGCGGGAGCCCCAAGACCUGGAGGCUGAGGAUGAUCACUUCAUGAAAUACUCCUUCUUGCACCGGGAUGGUCUGGGGGCCAAGGAGGAGGUGCGAGUGCGUGUCCCGAAACCAGAGGUCUCCGGGGGCAGGAUGGGGGCUCAGAUAGUGAAACGAGCCAGCCUGAAAAGGGGGAAGCAGUGACCCCUCAAAUGGCCUCUUUUGAGGAUCGCACCUCAACACCAAACCACUGAACUCCACACACGUUCUGACACAUACCUGAGAAGAGAGGAGAGGAGAGCAGAGAGUGGAGGGGAGCAGGGCUGGCUGUACAUGUUUCUAUAGGCUAAUGGCAUGAUUUCUGUAUGAGACAUACUUACCGUCCUAUCCGCAUGACUGACUGACUGCAAGACGCAUGAGCUACAGUACUUCAAACUGACGGGGCCUCCGUCCCUGCCCCGCUGCUGCCAGGAGCCCAGGGACAGCAGCACACACCAGGGGCACCAUCUCAGCUCCUCUGCGAGGCAAGAGCUGGACUAGAAGACAGCGAGGGGGAAGGAGAUUCCACCCUCGUGUGAUUGCGUGUGUAGAUGCAUCCCCCCGUCCGUGCUCCGGCUGCAGGAGGGAAGCUGGGGCAGCAUGGCACUGCUCACCACGGGAGGAGAGGUGCUUGGCCCCCCCAGUGCCUCUGCUGCCUCUGCUGGACUCGCUUCUCAUCCCUCUCAGUGAGUGCUGGGUUUUGGGGAGGGCAGCAGUGGCAGGGGGUGUGAGGGGAGGCUGCAGGGCUGCCCUGGGCAGAGGGACGAGUGCAGGGCUGCCCUUCCUCUCCCCAGCACGUGCAACGUCUCCUGCCAGGGCAGGGCUCUGGGCUGAGCACUGAGCUCGUUACUUGUGUUGAAAGUGUGAACUGUACAGCAAUCAGCCUUGUGUAUAUGAACCGAUAAAUACUAUGCAAACCCCUAGGGACACUCUAGCAGUAUGUACAAAGCACUAACAGCUCUGCUCCCAAAUACCUCUUCAGGCUGCAGGACAGGCAAAACCUCUGGAGUGUGUGAGCAGCUCUGGUGAAUGGAGCAGGGAGGCUACAGCAGUGAGAGGGUCUGCCCCUGCCCUGUGCUCCUCUGCCUGAGCCUGGCCCCUUCCUGGCCUGAAGAGGGGGGCCUAGAGGUGCAGUCCCGUGGGUCUGUCCGUGGUGCAGCCCCAGUUUGUGUUGGUUCCAGCUGGGUUGAAGCUGUCGGCCUGUGUUGAGGUGCUUGGGGCCCAUGGAGGAUGAGUAGUGAGACAGAGCAGGGGGUGCUUGUGCCACGCAUGGGGUCGUGCCUAGCUCUACUCAGCACAAUAUCUGCUCAGGAGAUGAGCCAGGAGCUGGCAGGAGCCAGCAGCCCUGCACUACGCACCCCAGGCAAGGGCUCUGCAGGGACCCUGGCCUACCUGCAAGGGAGGAUAUAGCCCAGUGACCCCUGGAUGCUGACCCUCCCGGGACCAAUCCCAGAGACAUGGGGGCUGCUGCCCCAGUAGCAGCAUUUUGGCCAAGGGGAAGGUGCUGUGGCAGCAGCCCGAGCCCAGAGGUCACCCUGGGGCCGGGGCAGCUGCUCUGGCAGGAGAGCAGCACUGGGCAGAGCUGCCCAGGUAGCUUGGGGGUGGGCAAUGGAUUGAACCUGUUGCAAAACUGACCCCAGGAGUGCAGGAUGCAAGUGGUGGCAGUAGGUCCCAGGUCCCCAACCCUGUCCUUUACCUGACUGACGUGGGGGCCUGGCCUUUGUAGCACAGUGGUAUGGAGACCCCCUGCUCUUUCCCCUGGAGGUGGCCAUGGCCCUGCUUUGCAGAGUCUGAGCUUGCUCUCUAUGGCCACGUGCAGAACGAGCCCACCUCCAGCUUCAGGCCAUGUGAUGGUGGCCUCGGCAGGGCAGCCCUGCCUCGCAGUGGGUGCACAUCUGCUGGGAGAGCCCCUGGCUGCCCUGCAGCCACGAAGAAGCCUCACUGCAGCAAAGCAACUGACCCAGCUUAGCCUUGGAGAGCAAAGCAGCCCCUUCCCCACCCCAAAGUUGAGCCAUAUAGGCACAGUCUCUCCAUCCAUCACCCUCGCUGCGUACAGUAACCUCCCUAGACCCACUGCGACAGCUGACUCCGUAGCAUCACCAUAGAGUUGUGUGUGGGUCCAGUGCUUUGGCCUUGUGUAUGCCGUAGGGAAUGUGCUGUGCUGAACCGUGCCAGGCACCUGCAGUGACAUUGCUUCGCGCUCAGAUUGCUUGUAGGGCUGGUAGGGGGAGGCUGCACCCAACAUUGAGCCUAGAGAAUGCUGCAGUCUGCACACUAGAAGCUUUUUAGAGUUUUAAAAAUUACUUUUAUUUUCUUUUUUUAAUUGUUAUGAAAACAAGCCUUUUGGAUCUCCCUGUCUUAGCCCCUGAUGUAUAGAUCAUUUCCCUGUACACCAGCUAUCGGACUAUGAAUUAAUAAAGAAACCAACACAGA